Molecule: messenger RNA, 5774 nt
Organism: Myotis brandtii (Brandt's bat)
Lineage: Eukaryota; Metazoa; Chordata; Mammalia; Chiroptera; Vespertilionidae
Gene: DAAM1
Product: dishevelled associated activator of morphogenesis 1
Exons: 25
Coding region: 14-3328 (1104 amino acids)
Biological process (GO): actin cytoskeleton organization
Cellular component (GO): stress fiber
Molecular function (GO): small GTPase binding; actin binding
Source: RefSeq, a predicted model, not a curated record
UGGAUUUGGGAAAAUGGCUGCAAGCACGGCGCAAAGAGAGGCGAGCCCAGAGGAAGGCGCCCCAGAAGAUGAGGGUCCCUCCCUCCUUUCUUUCAGAGGCGCUCGGAUGCCUCGAGCGCCGGCGGGGUACCCGAGUGUAGUCACUCAAGAAAUAGAACAGAAUUCAGCCAUGGCCCCAAGGAAGAGAGGUGGACGGGGGAUUUCAUUCAUCUUUUGCUGUUUCCGCAAUAAUGAUCACCCAGAAAUCACGUAUCGGCUGCGAAAUGAUAGCAACUUUGCACUUCAGACCAUGGAGCCAGCGUUACCCAUGCCCCCUGUGGAGGAGCUGGACGUCAUGUUCAGUGAACUCGUGGAUGAACUUGACCUCACAGACAAACACAGGGAGGCCAUGUUUGCACUUCCAGCUGAGAAAAAAUGGCAAAUAUACUGUAGCAAGAAAAAGGAUCAGGAAGAAAACAAGGGAGCGACAAGUUGGCCUGAAUUCUACAUUGAUCAGCUCAAUUCCAUGGCUGCUAGAAAAUCUCUGCUCGCAUUAGAGAAGGAAGAAGAAGAAGAAAGAAGUAAAACUAUAGAGAGCUUGAAGACAGCACUAAGGACAAAACCAAUGAGGUUUGUAACCAGAUUCAUCGACUUGGAUGGCCUGUCAUGUAUUCUCAACUUUCUAAAGACCAUGGACUACGAGACCUCGGAGUCUCGCAUACAUACCUCUCUCAUUGGAUGUAUAAAAGCACUAAUGAACAACUCUCAAGGUCGGGCUCAUGUCCUGGCUCAUUCUGAGAGUAUUAAUGUAAUUGCUCAGAGUCUGAGCACAGAGAACAUUAAAACGAAGGUGGCUGUGCUGGAAAUCUUGGGCGCCGUGUGCCUGGUUCCCGGGGGCCACAAGAAGGUUCUGCAGGCCAUGCUGCACUACCAGAAGUACGCCAGCGAGAGAACCCGCUUUCAGACAUUAAUUAAUGACUUGGAUAAAAGCACAGGGCGGUAUCGGGAUGAAGUGAGUCUCAAGACUGCCAUCAUGUCCUUCAUCAAUGCAGUGCUGAGCCAAGGCGCAGGCGUGGAAAGUUUGGACUUUAGACUUCACCUGCGCUAUGAAUUUCUGAUGUUAGGAAUUCAACCUGUCAUAGAUAAACUAAGAGAACAUGAAAAUUCAACAUUAGAUAGGCAUUUAGACUUUUUUGAAAUGCUCCGAAAUGAAGAUGAACUAGAAUUUGCCAAAAGAUUUGAACUGGUUCACAUAGACACAAAAAGUGCGACUCAGAUGUUUGAGCUGACCAGGAAGAGGCUGACCCACAGUGAAGCUUACCCUCACUUCAUGUCUAUCCUGCACCACUGCCUCCAAAUGCCUUACAAGAGAAGUGGCAACACCGUUCAGUACUGGCUCCUACUAGAUAGAAUUAUACAGCAAAUAGUUAUCCAGAAUGACAAAGGACAGGACCCUGACUCCACACCUUUGGAAAACUUUAAUAUUAAGAAUGUCGUACGGAUGUUGGUUAAUGAAAAUGAAGUCAAGCAGUGGAAAGAACAAGCAGAAAAAAUGAGAAAAGAGCACAAUGAACUACAACAGAAAUUGGAAAAGAAAGAGAGAGAAUGUGACGCCAAGACCCAAGAGAAGGAGGAGAUGAUGCAGACCUUAAAUAAAAUGAAAGAGAAGCUUGAAAAGGAGACCACUGAGCAUAAGCAAGUCAAGCAGCAGGUGGCGGAUCUGACGGCCCAGCUGCACGAGCUCAGCAGGAGGGCUGUCUGUGCUUCAAUCCCAGGUGGACCUUCGCCUGGGGCCCCAGGGGCACCCUUUCCCUCCUCUGUGCCAGGGUCUCUCCUUCCUCCCCCACCGCCCCCACCUCUGCCAGGAGGAGUGCUUCCUCCUCCUCCUCCUCCCCUCCCCCCAGGGGGGCCUCCCCCUCCCCCAGGGCCUCCUCCCUUGGGGGGAAUCAUGCCACCUCCUGGUGCUCCGCUGGGUCUGGCACUAAAGAAGAAGAACAUUCCUCAGCCCACCAAUGCCCUGAAAUCCUUCAACUGGUCCAAGCUGCCGGAGAACAAGCUGGAAGGAACAGUAUGGACUGAAAUUGAUGAUUCAAAAGUCUUCAAAAUUCUAGAUCUUGAAGACCUGGAACGAACUUUCUCUGCCUACCAAAGACAGCAGGACUUCUUUGUGAGCAGUAACUCCAAGCAGAAAGAAGCAGAUGCCAUCGAUGACACACUGAGUUCCAAACUAAAAGUCAAAGAGCUUUCGGUGAUUGAUGGUCGGAGAGCUCAGAAUUGCAACAUCCUUCUAUCAAGGUAUUGUCUCUUGAAAUUUGUUCCUGAAAAAAGUGACAUUGACCUUCUGGAGGAACAUAAACAUGAGCUGGAUCGGAUGGCCAAGGCUGACAGGUUCCUCUUUGAGAUGAGCCGAAUUAAUCAUUAUCAGCAAAGAUUGCAGUCGCUGUACUUCAAAAAGAAGUUUGCAGAGCGUGUUGCAGAAGUUAAACCUAAAGUGGAAGCGAUCCGCUCUGGCUCAGAAGAGGUGUUUAGGAGCAGUGCCCUGAAGCAGUUGCUGGAAGUGGUUUUGGCAUUUGGAAAUUACAUGAAUAAAGGCCAAAGAGGCAAUGCAUAUGGAUUCAAGAUAUCCAGCCUAAACAAGAUUGCUGACACAAAAUCCAGUAUUGACAAGAACAUUACACUUUUGCACUAUCUCAUAACUAUUGUGGAAAAUAAAUACCCCAAGGUUCUCAACCUAAAUGAAGAACUGCGGGACAUUCCUCAAGCAGCAAAAGUAAACAUGACGGAGCUGGACAAAGAAAUAAGCACCUUGAGAAGUGGCCUGAAAGCGGUGGAGAUGGAGCUGGAAUAUCAGAAGUCUCAGCCCUCGCAGCCUGGAGACAAAUUUGUGUCCGUUGUCAGCCAGUUCAUCACAGUGGCCAGCUUCAGCUUCUCUGAUGUUGAAGAUCUUCUAGCAGAAGCUAAGGAUCUGUUUACUAAAGCAGUGAAACACUUUGGGGAAGAGGCUGGCAAAAUGCAGCCAGAUGAGUUCUUUGGCAUUUUCGAUCAGUUUCUUCAAGCUGUGUCAGAAGCCAAACAAGAGAAUGAAAACAUGCGAAAGAGGAAGGAGGAGGAAGAGCGCCGAGCGCGCAUGGAAGCUCAGCUCAAAGAACAACGUGAAAGGGAACGUAAAAUGAGGAAAGCUAAGGAGAACAGCGAGGAAGGCGGCGAGUUCGAUGACCUGGUUUCAGCUCUGCGCUCGGGAGAAGUGUUUGACAAAGACCUCUCUAAACUGAAGCGGAAUCGCAAGCGCAUUACCAACCAGAUGACGGACAGCAGCCGCGAGAGACCAGUCACAAAACUUAAUUUCUAAUUUUCCUUGAAUCCUUUUUUAGAAAGCUCAUUAGCAGCCCUUUGAAGUGACUAGAACUUUUCAUUACACUGCCUUGCAAUCCGAACAGUGGCAAUUUCUCCUUUCAUCUGUGAGUGCAGGUGUGAGUGUGUGUGUAUGUAAAUGUAUGUGUAUAUGUAUAUUAAAAAUGUAUAUAGAAGUCUGAGUGUUAUAUGGAGACCUAUCUGUAUGGUUUUUAAAAACCUACGUUACUGUUUGUGCCCAGAAGCCCUUGGUGUAUGCAUUCAUAUUGAGUGUGGCUCGUCUUCUUCCCUGAACACCACGCCUGUUCAGAAGCACAAUACUAUCUCCUGAAAGAGAUGACAGAGACAUUCCCUAGAGUAAAGAGACACACAAAAAAGCUUGAAAUAUUAUGAGGUCUCCAAGCUUGGUGUGCUCUGGAAUUAUUUUCAUUGGUGAAACCGGUGUUGGAAAGAUACAGAUUUAAAGUGGUUUUGGUGGUUGCCCAUGUGAUGCCGGUGCAUCGCUGCAGGACCUGACAGGGCGAGCUCAGAUUUCUGACGUGGGUGUAGGGAGGCGUCUGUAACUGUUCAUGGAGGACAUCUUGCACACAAUCUGAAUUAUGUAGAAUGUCAGUCAGAAUCUUUUCAUCUAUUUAAAACUUGGACAUCAAUUUUUUUUUUCUUAAUUUCACUGAGUUCUCUGCCAAGCAUCCUAAUGAUUUCUUUACAUUGCUUUUGGGAAGAACACUAUCUAGAUGCAAUCUGUGCUCUUGUUAAAGAAAAAGACUGCCGGAGUGUGCUUGUUCUAACAAUAAAUAAAAUUCCCACCCAAGACCUAAAAGGAGGGAUUCUCUGAAGGAUUAAAAAUUAUUUUUAAAAUUGUUUAUGGGGUGCCUUCCCCUUUUUUUUGGUAUUAUCUAUUUUCAGUCUUUUUUAGGACAAGCUGCGUCUUCUGUAAAUAUAGGUCUGGACUAAAGAAUACUUAGUAAAUGCACAAAAUGUCAACAACACCAACAGAGAUGCCGAGAUCUGUUUAGCUCUAAGUAUGUCUGAAGUGCUUUCCUGUUAUAUGUUGUCAUUUUUAAUUGUGUGUCAGUAAAGCUACCUGUAAAACUUCAGUCCAAAAGAUAAAGCUCUCAGGGAGAAAUGGAUAAAAACAAUGAACAUUAGAAAAUAAAAUAUAGAUACUUGCCAUUAACCUACCAACUCUUAAUAUCUUUAAAUUAUAUGGUAUAUAAAGGGGGCUGUUACUUUUUUUUUUGGCUUUGCUUUAUUUAUUUGUAGUGGGGGAGGAGGGCUAAGGGUCUCUUUUCUUUCCAUCUAUCAUGUUGUGGUUGGGUUUCCUGUGGAGAGAGUAGUUUGUCCUGUUGCACUAGAACAUUAUUUACUCACUAAAUUGAGUUUUUCAGUCAAUUAACAAAUAUUUAUUAAACACCUACUAUGUGCCAAGCAUAGUAGGGCUACAAUGGUAAGCAAGACAGAGCCUCUGCCCCCAAGGAACUCAUGUUCUAAUGGGGAUGUUAGGGGUGAAUAAAAUACCAAUGCGUGCGCUGUACAGGAAUUGUGCUAUUUAAAAAUAGUUUGUAUAAACUAUAAUGCUUAGCGCGGACGGCAAGGUCCCUGCGCUGUGUGGAAGCUGUGAAAUAAUGCUCUAAGCGUUGUCAAGAGCUGUGGUUUUCAUUUUCCCCUUCAUUGCAAACUUAGUGACUUUCUACGAUUAAUGGAAGUAAAUGACUAGCAAAUAAAACAUAAAUACACAGCAGAGGUUGGGCUCCCCCAACCUUUAGUUACCAAGGUCUGCAAAUACACCACGUUAAAGGUGCAGGCAGAGACUGUUCAAAAAAGGCUUGGAGAUGAGGAGGAGUGGGAUAUGCUGAUGGAUUUGUCUAUUCCUUAACUAAAGUGCCUCUAUAUAUAUUCUUUUCUAUUUAUAGCAGGAGAAUUUGGUCUGGCUCCAUUUGGGGACUGCAUUUUGAAAAUGGCUUUAUUUUACAGUUUAAGGAAUAGACAAGUGGUUGGAGAGUCACUAAAGGAGCAAGCUGUGUGUCGUGUCCCUGGUGCCCUUUCCAAUCAUCCUCAUUUUGAGAUGACCAUCCUGGUUUACCUCCUAUGCCAUUUCCAUUUUUGGUUUCUUUCCCCAAAAGCUGUGUGCAGGUAAUUCCAUGUGCCAUUGUUGGAAAAAAAAAAAUCUACUUUUUUAGAUUGGUGCUGGUGUAAGUAGCCACUUUUCUCUCUUGGAUGUGUAUUUUAAAGUUUGUGUUUUUUUAAAUUAAUGCCAAAAAGAAAAAGCAUUAUAAUUUGUAAACUUAAUUGUAUGUCUUGUAUCUUAUUAGCUUAGUAGUUGGACCCACUUAGUCUUUAGGUGCAAAACUGUUGCUAUAGUACCAAGAAGAAAAUGUUGUAUGUGUUAUGAAAUUGUACAUUUUUUAAAUAGCAAUAUGCAAUAAAGAGAUGAAUUCAUUGGG